Molecule: messenger RNA, 2418 nt
Organism: Dimorphilus gyrociliatus
Lineage: Eukaryota; Metazoa; Annelida; Polychaeta; Dinophilidae
Source: the annotation of a GenBank genome assembly
AUUUUGCUUCAAGAAUUUGAAGAAUGUGUUUGAAGGAAAUGCGUUUAACCGUCAAAUAGCCUUUGAAAGCCUGUAUUAAUUCAAGAUAUCACUAGAACUUUUUCUAAUAACCCAACAUGACAUCGAAGUUCAAGCAGAAAACCAUUCCAGUUCGUGUUUCGACAAUGGACGCUGAGCUUAGCUUCAGCAUCUCCUCUAAAACCACUGGCCAAGAACUUUUUGACCUAGUUUGCAGAACGAUUGGUUUAAGAGAAACAUGGUAUUUUGGGCUUCAAUACUCUGACAAUAAAGGAUUUAUAAAUUGGCUUUGUCCAAAAAAGAAGAUAGUCGAACAAGACCUUCCUCAAAGUUUUCCUGUUCAACUGAUGUUUUUAGUCAAAUUUUAUCCGGAAAAGAUAGAAGAUCUCAUUCAGGAUAUUACACAACACUUAUUCUUUCUACAAGUCAAACAGUCAAUCAUUAAUAUGGACAUAGAAUGUUCUGCCGAAGCAGCUGUUCUGUUAGCGUCGUAUGCAAUUCAAGCUCACUUUGGAGAUUUCGAUCGAACUGUAUAUAAACUUGGUGCUGUCUUUGCUCCGGAAGAUCUUCUACCAAAGAGGGUGUUGGAGCAAUAUAACAUGACACCUGCCAUGUGGGAAGAGAGAAUAGUAAUAUACUGGAGAGAUCACGUCGGCUUUCCCCGAGAGGACGCAGAGCUGCACUAUCUAAAGUUAGCUCAAGAUUUAGAAAUGUACGGUAUUAACUAUUUCCAAAUUCGAGAUAGAAAAAAUAUUGAUCAUUGGUUGGGGGUGGAUGCACACGGGAUCCAUUUAUAUGAUAUCGAUAAGAAAUUAACGCCGACAUACUCAUUCGGCUGGAAUAGUAUUCAAACUGUUACGAUCUCAGAUAAAAAGUUUACUGUAAAGUUUGUAGAAAAAAUUGACGAUAUGAAAGAAUAUGUUUUUUUCACAUCGAAAUUGAAAAUUAAUAAUCUAAUUUGGGAAUUGUGCAAAGGUAAUCAUGAAUUAUACGAUCAACGAAGAAAACCGGAAUCAAUGGAAAUACAACAAAUGAAAACUCACGCAAACGAAGAGAAGGCUAGACGCCUUCAACAAUUGGAAUUUGAUAAGAAAAGCAGAGAUAGAAUUUUGGAAGAAAAACGUGACUUGGAACAAAAAUUGACUCUUUUACAACAAAGACUAGCGCAGAUGGAAGAGGAAAUUAGUACCGCGUACGAUGCUUUAUCUCGAUCGGAAGAAACAGUUGAAUUACUCGGUGAUAAAAAUAGACAAUAUGAACAAGAGAUUAGUUUAUUGAAUUCGAAAUCAAAAGAAGCUUUAAGCUUAGUUGAAAAGAUCCAACAGGAAAAUAUUUUAUUACGUAUUAAAGUCGCGAAUGGCGAGAGAUUAGCCAUUGGUAUCUUUGAGGAAUGCGAGCAGCGCGGCCAGCUUAUCGAAAAGCUUCGCCAAGAGAACGAUAAAUUAAGGAAGAACAGUGAAGCCGAACGUCAAAGGCGUCUUCAAAGCGACCCUUCUCUUUUAUCACCCCUGCCGCCGUUCGAAACACCCCUGACUGAUAAUUUAACGCUAGAAAUGGAAAGGGAAAGAGAGGAUUAUAUUCAAAAAAGUAAUAAUUUAAAAGAAAGACUCGAAAAUUUACGUUCAAAUAUAGAAGUGUUAAAAGUUGAGGACAGUUCCUUAUUAGGGGAAGAAGUUGAUGAAAUUCAGUCAGGAACGACUAUGGCCCGUGUAGCUUUCUUUGAAGAGUUGUAGCAUGCUUUCGUUAGCCUUUUUUUUGCCUACUGCCAUAUAUACUCUAUAACCUUCCCAAAAAAUAUGAUUUAUCAACCACUCGUUCCGCCGCAACUGCUACAUAAUGACUCACACGAUGCCAAAUGAUUGUCAUAGUCUUCUUUCAUUUUGAAAAUUUCUUCACAUUUUUCACAAGUAUAUAUAUACUGAGUUUCGUCUUUCAAUUCGUCGUCGUUCUUAUGCUCAUAUUGUAAAUGUUCAUCAAGCACGCGCAUAUUCUCAAAUGUUAAAUUGCAAAUUGAACAGGCAAUCGAUUUUGAAACUCUAGCAUUUGCGUGUAUGUAAUAAUCUCUUGUAUAACUAUGCCGAUCUGUAAAUGUUUUAUUGCAUAUUUUACAAUAAUACAGCUCAGAUGAUUCAGCUCUUUGUCUGAUAGAUCUGUUAAAAGUAUCAUCUUCAGAUGUUGAAUAGUGACGACAAACUUUUUCGUGAUUUUUCAAAUGAACUCUAUUCCUAAAUGUCUUUCUGCAAGGUCUACAAUAGAACUUUUCUCGAUCUUUCGUAAAUAGUCUACCCGAUUGGCCUUUGCCAUUGGCUUCUUCAUUAUUCAAUUCCUCAGAUUGAAGAUCGCUACCACUGUUGUUCAAGAAACGAGCAUCUCUCCAUUUUUUUGUUUUACGCUUCGGCU